UUGCCAAUAUAAUAGUAUUCAAUGUAAUGGAUGAUUACGGGCUACGGCUCUAGCAAGUUAAGUGAGAUGAAAUAUAUAAAAAGGAAAUUGAUUUCUGGUGUUGUGAGAGGGAAUUUUAAAAGAAAUACUAGAGAUAUUUUACAAUCUUCGUAUGAUUUAUAAUUUUGUAUGAAAUGUAUAUGACGUGGUUAGUUCGAUUUUUUAGUUAAUUAGGUGUUUGCUUAAAAAUAUCAAUAUUCAGUAUAUUUCAAUAUCAAAACCAGUGGUGGCCAACCAUUUUAUUUAUAAUUUUAUAUAUAUAUAAUUGUAUUUUAUUCGACGCUAUAGUACGCCAUUCAAUAACAUCAAAUGUGCCACAAAAGCACGCAGGUAACCCACCUCUAACCUUAACAACAACAAUAAUUUUAAAAAACAUCUCAUACAAAAAUUUUUGUUUUUUUCUAAGCUACUGAAAACCCGUAUACACCAAUAUUAACCAGAAUAAUAACGGUUAUUAGCACCCAAAUUUGUUUAUAUAGAGAGUGUUUAUACAUUAAUUGUGUUUCCAUGUAUUCACAGGCGUUUCAAUAAUUAAUCCGUAACGAUAUUUCGUUUUACCGAAUUGUUUUUAUUAUUUAUUGCGUUUCACUCGCAGAUGAGUACUAAGAUUCCGUGUGUUUUGCCACCAUCAGAAAUGGAAAACAGUAACAGAAUGUCGGAUGUAAAUGACAACGGUCGCAGGUAUAAGGUUGACAUCCUGUACGGUCCGACCAUAGUCUGUGGAGUCCUGAAACACCGCACGACAAGGGUAGAACAUAUCAAAGAGAAACUGGAAAAACUGGGAUUCGAGGUGAAACUCAGGCGGACUCUGGACUACGAUAUGGUGAUAUUUGCGUUCGAAGGCCAUACGGUUUUCACGUGCCUAGCAACCAACCUGUCGGUCUUGGGCUGUUCAACCAACGACCCCACGGUGUACCGACUGAUCAGCCUGAUGUUGGCCGAACGAAAUUAUGCUAGUAGAAGCUGUAAAAUAUUUAAAUGUUAAAAAAAAUUCACUGCGCCAAAAAUCAAACCAUGUAGAAAUAUAGAAAUAAGGCAUUAAAUCUUGUCAAAACUAAAGCAACU
Messenger RNA from Acyrthosiphon pisum (pea aphid), 1104 nucleotides. RefSeq names its product UPF0728 protein v1g117062-like. The transcript has 2 exons. The record is from RefSeq and is a predicted model, not a curated record. Lineage: Eukaryota; Metazoa; Arthropoda; Insecta; Hemiptera; Aphididae. The coding region runs from base 635 to 1024 and encodes 129 amino acids.